Molecule: messenger RNA, 327 nt
Organism: Paramecium tetraurelia
Lineage: Eukaryota; Ciliophora; Oligohymenophorea; Peniculida; Parameciidae
Exons: 1
Source: RefSeq, a predicted model, not a curated record
AUGAAUUUGUUAGCAGCUGAAUCAUCUCCUUGUCUUUGCAGAUGGAUGAAAAAUAUUCAAACAUUGUUAAAUUAAGUGAUAAUUAGAUUUUCUUGUUUUCAUAAGUGGUCAGCAUUCAAUAUAUCAAAAAAUUUAAGUUACUCAGCUUAUUGUGCAUCAAAAAGCGAUAAAAACUUCAAUAAUAAAUCGCUUGCUUAUAAUUCUGACCCUAAAUAAAGUAUUAUCACAACAAUUAAUACAUUCUGUGGAACUGUUGCUAAUAUCUUUUAAAAAUUGUUGGUAUCAUAGCAAUCUCCAAAUGAACACAAUGCUUAAAGACAGAAGUGA